Hansenula ciferrii is the source of this 672-nucleotide messenger RNA. RefSeq names its product Acm1p (gene ACM1). The coding region runs from base 1 to 672 and encodes 223 amino acids. The transcript has a single exon. The record is from RefSeq and is a predicted model, not a curated record. Lineage: Eukaryota; Fungi; Ascomycota; Saccharomycetes; Phaffomycetales; Wickerhamomycetaceae.
AUGAUCAGCUCAAGAACUCCUUCACCACAAAAAUCAAGACCAAGUAGUAGACUUGCUUUAUCAGAAAAAACAGAUAAGAAUUUAAAAUUAUCACCUUCUAAAUCAAAUAAUUUAAGAUAUUCAAAUUCAAAUUCACCUUCAAGAUCAAGAAGUUCAAACUCACCUACAAAAAAACCUUUAUCAUCAUCAUCAUUAUUAAUUAAAUCACAACCAAAUUUUAAAAUUUUUGAAGAUCCAAAAGAUUAUUCAACUGAAUUAUAUUUAUCAACAAUUAAAAUAAAUGAUGAAAAUGAUUAUUUAAAUUCAAAAGAAAAUUUAGAACCAAAACGUUCAUUACCAAUUUCAAAUUUAGAAAUUGAAUCACCUUUAAAAAAACAAUGUAAUAAAAGAUCACCACUUCAAGACUUAAAUAUUCAAGAAUAUCCAGGCUUUAUUGAAUAUACAAGAACUCCAAGGAUUCAAAAUUCUUAUCAACUAGAUACAAAAUGGUCAAAUUCAAAUAUGAAACAAAUCCCAUCUUUUAUAACACCACCAAAAAAUGAUAGAAUUAAAUAUAUAAGUUUUACUGAUGAUUUUAAAAAUGAUUUAGGUAUUAAAAGAUCUAAUUCAUUAAGUGAUGUUGAUGUUUCAAGACCUGUUAAAAAAUUAGUCUUUGGUAUUCAUAAAGAUUAA